Porites lobata is the source of this 7174-nucleotide messenger RNA. Lineage: Eukaryota; Metazoa; Cnidaria; Anthozoa; Scleractinia; Poritidae. The record is from the annotation of a GenBank genome assembly.
CCAUAUUGGAUUACGUUGAGGAAAAACGAGAAAAAUAUGCCUUCUAUUCCGUGGAAACCGUUCGGAUUAAACAAUAUUUUACCGCGACGGUUUCCUCGUCAACGGCGUGGGAACAAACGUCAACCUAUUGUUCCGCUAAAAGAGUGGAAAAUAGUGCGAGGAGACACGGUAAGAAAGAGGGUGCCAUGUGCAAAAUGUAUUUCCAUGUUUUAAAUGUAUGAGACAGGCGUUUGACGUUAUAUUGAUAUUUGCAGCCUAUUCAAACCGAAUCUGCUCGUUUUAAAAUCUGCGAAAUACUCCAGACGUUAUGUUAUGAUGGUGGCGGACUAGGAGAAUUUUCCGUUUUCCUUGGCCUUUGGUUGUGCUUGACACUGAGGUGUUGUCACUGUGGGACUGUUUUGGGGGACGAAUUUUGACCCAGUUUCUUUUACAACCAUAAGAUAGUGUACGUUAAUCAGCCCCUGUGUGCAAUCGAUAGAAGAACACUGACCCAGCCCCACGCUCAUCCUCAAAAGUCCAUUUUACAGUUACAGGUGGUAACGAGGCUGGAGUGGGCCUUUUUUGAUACAACCCUUCCUACUUUAUUAUGUAAUUCAUGUCGUUCUUAUACUUGGUAGUAUUUUUUUAAGCGUAACUUCCAUAACAAAAGGAAGGAGGUUUGUAUUAAAACAAGGUCAACCUCAGCCUCACAUUCACUCAAAGGCUAGGAUACUAGGCUCACAACUGUAAAAUGGUCCACUCAAAGACUUUCCUCAACUCACCCUCUUCAGGAGUAGCCAGUGAAUACAACUGUCUCUUCUCACUCCUCCCAGCUAGAGGCGUUUUGCGGGAGAGACGUCUGCGAUUUGGCCCCAAAAAUUCCAUACUGAUGAGGUGAAUCAGUGUUUACUUAAUUAAACUGGUAAUCAUGGGGUUUCAGAUGUAAAUUUGUUUCUCCUGGCCCUGGUCAUUCAAACAUUAGGUAGCGCCCUCCUUGGCAUAAAUCACUAUCCAACCGAGAAGUGUUAGGGAAACCAGUUCCAUUAUCCAGUGAAUAGAGAUUUAUCCUUUGGAUAGCAUAAUCCACCUUUUGAGCAACUGGGAACUGGUCCAUUAUUAUGAAGUAUUGAGUUCUUCUAUGUAAAAAUUGCAAGGGGUGACAGGCCGCUCAUCUUCAUUGGCGUGAAACUUUUGAAAUUCAUUUACAUAUUGCUCCAGUGAGAACUCUUUCAAAGAAUUUUACCCUUUAAAUAUUGAACAAUGAUAUAGCUUCUAUGUAGUGGACCAAGAUACAGUUACGGCUUGAUACAGUUUACUGUAUAUUCAGCAGAUGAAAAACGUGUAAGUUUAACAAAACUUUAUACAACAGUCAAUUUAUUCAGUUCACAUGUAUUCCUGUUGAAUAUACGAUAUGUCUGCUCAAAAUCACUUGAAAGUAAAUAUGAUAAUUUUUUAUAGCGGCUGUUAUCUUAGGUAUCUGUUUUUAAUAUCCCCAUACCGUUGAGGUUUACGCGAUCUCACAGUACAAUUUUUGACUGUAAACAGCGUGUGUCCUUUAAAUAUACCCAGAUCUGACACUGGUUUUGGGUAUUUAUCAUGUAUUUGGUAGAAGGAUGAUUUAAAUACGUUAUGAUGCAGUGUCCUUUGAAUAUCCGUCUAUAACCCAACUUGUAGUUUAUUAGAGGGGAGCAUGUUAAAGCUGGAUACUUUUUUAAUACCAUAGCGUUAAGGUUGUUUAGCAAUCAAUUGGCCAUUUCGAAGUUGUGUAGGGAACUGGGGCGAGUUUCAAAUUUAAGCUAAUCGAUAUACUGACACGACCGUAUAAAAGGUCAUGUUGAGAUUGGUUAUUUGACCAUGUUUGGUGCUCUAAGGUUGAACAGAGAUCAAGUUAUGACUCUUGAAACAUGGUUAAAGAUCCAUACAAACGUCUGUAAUUUUGUGACAGCAUCCCCCAAAACCAUAUAAACUCUUAAUUUUUGCACGGUUUCUGUUAUAUUCCUGAAAAUGGACAAACAUAGUGAUUUUUGAAUUGUAGUUCUGUCCAAGCAGUAGAUACAUGACAAAUAAUUUUUCAAUUUAACAGCUAGAAAAAGUGAAAAAUAUUUUAAAGAGUUUAUAAAUAUGGUUUUGGGUGUGCUUAGUGAUGAGGAGUGAGGAGAGACAGCUGUAUUUACAGGUCCUGGUGGCUUACCUUUGAAGUGUUCACGGGAUUAUCUAAUUAUUUAUUAAUUUUAUUUUCCAAAUACUUGCUCUCCAUCUAUGUGAUUAAUCUAGUAUGUGAUUAAUCCAUGAAUUUAUUUAUUUAUUUAUUCAGGGCACCUGGCUUAGCUAAAAAUAGAUAUACCAUUACAAAUUGCCCUUACUGUCAAAUUCAGAAAACCAUGAACACCUAAAAAAUUUCAGGAAUGUUGAUUGUGUAAUGGCCAAUCACAAUAAAUUUCAGGAUACGCAAGCAAACCUCAAAACCACAAACUAAUUACCGUUGCUGUUUACGGUUUAGUUAUCUCACGCCUUAUUGGCUUAUUUCUUGCAACACAAUAACAUCCCAUAAAUAUUUCUAGUGUUCUUGGUUUUGUAAGUUUCACAGCAAAAGUUGCUUUAUUUUGUCUUUGUUUAAGGUGAUGCUUCUCUCUGGAAAAGAUAAAGGAAAGACUGGAACAGUAACCGAGGUUGUUCGAAGCAAAAACUGGGUUUUUGUUGAAGGACUUAACACUGUAAGUAAACUUGUAUCCAAAUGGGAUGUGUGAGGUAUUGAGGUUGGUUUCCAUAAUAUUAUAUUGUGGGGGUCAUCAUUAUUGAAACUAUUGUGUGUGACGAUUUGGUCCUGAAAAUACAAAUUGCUCAGAAUGAGAUGAAUUUUUGCAUGAAGCUUUCAUUUUAAUAGAUAAACAAAGAUCUUUAGUUUGUUUUGCUUGAUUCUACCUUGGAGAAAAGUGUAUGCAAAAAAUCAAGGCUUACCUGUCACUUUCUUUUGAAGAUCUUGUGUUAAAUGAGUAACUACUGAAACCGUUUUUUUUUUUGUUAGAACAAAGAUAUCAGCAAAGCAUGAAAUUUAAGUUGCUUGAAUAUUCAUUGUGAUAAAGUUUUCUAAACCAUGGCUUUGAACCUGCACAAUGCUUUUGCUGCUAACAGCAGUAUUGCUGUUGACUAGUUUCUUUCAAUGAUCCACAGGUAGUACAGAAGUUUGUUUGGAACUACGAGUACUUAAGCUAUUUUAAGACUUCAGUUCUAUCCAGACAAAGGAACUGCAUUAGUGUUUGGAAUCAUGCAAGAGGUGUUUUCGUGUGAUUGUCUUGAUCACCUAAACACGUUUUGAGACAAGUGAUAUUGGGUGCAUUUACAAAGGCUUUACAGUCAACUAAAACUUAAAGGCUUUGUUGUCAUGUUCUUUUUUAACCGUUUAAGUCCCAAUGGGCGAUUCCAGAAAAUAUCCAUACCAUACCACAGCUUCCAUAUUUUAACCCCACUUUCCUUCGAAAUUUCCAAAAUGCACUAUCCACAUUUUCCAUUUUUUUUGUCAGACCCUUUGGAAUUACUGGCAGGGUUUGCAAAUAGGUCCAAUUUGGCUUAUGUUACUCCAAAAUAUUUCAAAUGACUCUACUUCUGUACUUCGGUACAGCUGCUUACAGAGUUACUGAGUGGUGAGAGCAGUGACCUCUCACCAAUAUACAUCGACGCCAUAUGUGGGUUGAGUUUGUUGUUGGUUGUCUCCUUUGCUCUGAGAGGUUUUUCUCUGGUUACUCCAGUUUUCCCCUCUCCUCAAAAACCAACAUUUGUAAAUUCCAAUUCCACCAGGGAUCAGGUAGACGAAGAACCACAAGAUGGAUGUGCUACCUCUAAAUCAUUAUUUAUUUAUUUUAUCUAAGUGUAGUCUAGUCUAGCUGAAAUGAUUUUGUUAUUGAAUCUCCUUGAUUUAUUUUCUGUAUUGCUCAACUUAACAAUCUACCGUUGUCUCUCCUCAGCAUUUUCGCUAUUUAAAACCAUAUGGUGAUUUUAAAGGAGGCCUAGUUCCAAGUGAGGCUCCAAUCCAAGUUACAGAAUUGUCCCUGUUAGAUCCCUCUGAUGGGUAGGUGUUGAAUAAUUUAUUUAUAAAUAAGUUGUCUUAAGUUGUCCUUGAUUAUGUUCCCUUCACUUCAUUGGUCACAGAUUAAGAUUUCACAUACUACUUGUUAAAAAAGGAAAAAGAAUGUAGAAGGGCUCAUGCCAGGAACAGUCAUGGCAAUUGCUGUGUACUUAGGUUUUGCCAACUAUUGGCAGGGUCACCACAACAGCAUGUGGUGCCAAUUACUGUAGGCCCAUAACAGUCCCUCCCUUCAUGAGAGCUAGUCCACCACACCCAGUACAAAGUCCCCAACUCUUAUCAAACAGUGCCUGGAUUCUUUAACAUCCCAUUGAACUUAUGUGUGCAAGGGUUGUGAGACAGGGCCCACAGUUUAUCAUCAUUAUCCGAGAAGACUAGAGAGUCUAACUGUUUGCAGAUGUCUUUACAAAUGCAGAACUUUCUCGUCAUCCUCACCCUUUUAAGACCCUGAGUGCUGGACCAACCAGGGUUUGAACCAGCAGCCUCCUGCUCGGUAGACCAGUACUUAUCCAAUUGAGCAAACCGGAUGGCAGUUCAAUUGUGGGUGUUGAGGGAGUAAAUCCACUGUACCCUCUAUACCGUUCCGCAAAAGGUGGGGCUCUUGAAAAAGACUCUCUGUCUUAAGAUGAAAUCAAAAGGCAGCUCAGCUACAGCCUUUUAUAGCAAACCUCAAUAAAUGUGUAACCUUGGUCAUUAGUAGUAGUGUGAGUUGUAGUGUAUCAAUGAAUGCUAGUGAAAUGUUUACUGUGUGUGUACAUAGCAGUGUUCUUGUAAGCUACCUGCCUACUUUCCCGGGAAAGAACGUUAUUUAUGUCUCUGCAGAAAACCCACUGAGGCGUCCUACCGAUACACAGAGAAAGGCGACAAGGUGAGGGUAUCGGAUCGCACUGGUCGCAUUAUUCCUAAACCACCAUGGGAAAGAAGAGACUGGAAAAGUCGAACUGCUGUUAAAGGUAUGGCAUGGUUAACAUCCAUGCAUAAAUGAAUUACACUUUUUAAAAAAUGAUAUUAUUGUCGUCUGUUAUUUUUUUAGAUGGUUUCUUGGUGUUGUGGACGGGUGCGAUCUCCAGACGACUUACUGCAAAAGAUUUAGAGCGAUUUUUGUGUGACCUUGAAAUGAAACAGAAACAACAAACAAACGGAAAUAGAGCGAUUUGAUUGGUUUAUCGAACGGAUACAAACGCGCGUGGCUUUUGCUUGGUUAAGCGAACGCUCGGGUAAAAAAACUUCAUGCCCGAGAACUUUCUAAAAAUCAAGCGGUGCUUCGCUCUGACGUCACACUGCAAUACGAUUGGCGAAUCGAACAAUGCCUUCUCCAUAUUAGGGUUUUCUUUGGUGGGAAAACGAAGAGUCCAUGUUUUGAUCUUUUCAUCCAUUGGCUGGUAACACAAACAACGAACACUUGCCGAAACCACUAGAUAAUUCCCCACAGCAUAAAACAACCGAGAACCAACAACAGUUUUCACAACACCAAGAAACACCUGCUAAUUGUUUUGCUUCUUUUACCUCAUUUUUAGAUGGUCCAUUGGACACUCCCUCCGCCGCUGUGACCAAACAGACCUAUUUACCAUCCCUGUUGUAUUUUCAUGAAGAAAUCAUGCGUGCCAUGAAUGUACCCCCAUCUGUCCCAAAGACAAGGCCUGACAGGCGAGACUUGAUGAUCAAGGAGGUGGAAAAGGCUGCUAACUGGGGUGGGGACGACAAGAGUUUAGCUCAUGUCAACAUUGGUUGGAUGGACAGAGUUUACUUUAGUAUGAAUCAUUAUGCGGAUAAAAUUGUGAAAUUUCUAAGAAUUGAUAAGCUGUAAGAUACUGGACUUCUCAAAUUCUAACCUCUCUCAGCUUUUGAUCUCGCUCUCACAUGUCGUUCUCAAGCUCCUCAAAGUCAGUUAUAUUUUGAGGAGAAAACAAAGGAAUCCUUAACAUUUAGCCAACUUCAUCACUUAAAAAGAUGUGUUAAACACCUGACACCGUUUUUCAGCCAAGUAGCUACCUCCUCCCCUCCUACAGAAAAUAUGGACUUCGCCUCGUUUUUCGGUGGUUUCUUGGUUUUGUAUACAGUUGCGAUCACCAAACUACGUUAUACAAGACACUGAACAAUGGGCACACCCCACCACUCAAAAGCGAACCAAAAAAGAUUUCCCUCCACAGCAUCAAGUAUCACCUACUUCAGUUGAGGCGGUCAUUAAGAGGCGGGGGCCGGGGAUUUCCCCCGGCUACUCUCAAAGGAAAAAGAGGAAAAACAGAAGACUUUUGAAGAUCUGAAUUUUGGAUGAAAACACUGCUUCCCUUGUUCGAUAUAUUACAUAUUUUCCACGUUGACUAGUCUAUUCAACUACUCUAGACAAGCGAAAAUUGUACAAACUCCCCUUUCAGUGUCCGCGGGUCCAGACAUCUGACGUUGUGUGAGAUAUUUUGAUUUGUGAGGUGUCCACGGGGAAAUUUCACGGAUGAAACACUGCAUGCCCUGUUUGAUAUAGAGUGUUUUCACUCACGUGGCCAGCAUCUAUGCAAAUUUAUUGACACAAAAGAAAGCGUUUGCAUAAGAAAGGAGUUCAACUCCCACAGGACUGGUUUGGGACACCAACAUGGCUGCCGUUUCAUUGUUUUGGGACACCAAUAUGGCUGCCGUGACGUCAUGUAAACACCACUCUGUAUGACAUACUCUGCAUUACUGUAAAUACUGACUAGUCUAUUCAACAGGCCACUUCCGAGUUCCAUAAACCGUCACUUUCAAAACGAGGCCAAUUGCGCAACCUUUCUUGUGAAAAUGAGUUUAAUUUACAUGAGAAUGAAAAAUCAUUUCCAUAUCAAAGGCUGAGCACUUAACCUCGUUUUCAUAAAGAGGUUCAGGGGAACUCGGAAAUGGCCUACUAGUCCAGACAAGCGAAACUUGGGCAAACUCCCCUUUCGUUUUCCUUGGGUCCGGACAUUUUGAUCUUUUGCGGGAUAUUUUGAUUGGCGAGGUAUCCACGAGGAAAUUUAUUUAAGGAGAGGGCAUUUUUGUCAAAAAAUAUCAACAAGACAAUUUGUGGUAUGUUUCACCAUUCUUUGGCAGUCAAUCACACCCGACCUUUCUCCUGUUAUUUAAAAGAGCAGACAAAUAAAGAAGUUA